AAGAGGUGUCCACACAGCUAGAGCGCACAGAUGCAGCUGCCCGCUUCCGGGGGGGCACUUACUCUUCGUCCGUUUGGAUAGAAAACUCUUACUCAGAGGCUCUAAUCUGCACGUUUUUUGGAAACUCUCCUGCUCGCCUUUUCCACUUCUUCCCUCCAGUCUGACUAGUUUUUUUUUUUUCCUCCUGUGUCAGUUUAAAUCUUUGCCUUUCUUCUCACUGUUGCGCGGUUAAGUUUUCAUCACCGAGGACAGAGUGGGCAGCACUGCAGCAUGGAGCCUUACACGGUCCCCGGAGCUCAGCUCUCCCUGUCCGACCUUUACUCCGUCAUCCCCUUCAAUGUCACCCUCCCGGCUGAUGAGAGCGACUUAAUGAGCGACAGGCUGCAGAACUACACCGAGCAGCAGAAUCCGGUGAGGAGCGCCGGGGGUAUAAUCAUAGCCAUAUCCAUCACGGCGCUCUACUCCGUUAUUUGCGUGGUGGGACUUCUCGGCAACGUCCUUGUCAUGUACGGAGUGGUCAGAUACACCAAGAUGAACACUGCCACAAAUAUCUACAUCUUCAAUCUAGCUCUUGCCGAUGCCUUGGCCACCAGCACGCUGCCCUUCCAGAGCGCCAAAUACCUCAUGAACACCUGGCCAUUUGGGGAUGUCCUCUGCAAGCUCAUUAUUGCCAUCGACUACUACAACAUGUUCACAAGUAUCUUCACCCUCACAAUGAUGAGUGUAGAUCGCUACAUCGCCGUGUGCCACCCAGUCAGGGCGCUGGAGUUUCGGACGCCUGUCAAGGCCAAGUUGAUCAACAUACUCAUCUGGGUCCUGUCCUCUGCAAUUGGUGUGCCUGUCAUGAUCAUGGCUGUGACCAAAGUGGCAGACAAUGGUAAAACCACUUGCAUGUUAAAGUUUCCUGAGCCUGACUGGUAUUGGGACACGGUGACAAAGAUCUGCGUCUUCAUCUUUGCUUUUGUGGUCCCUGUGAUGGUCAUCACCAUAUGCUAUGGUCUGAUGAUCCUGCGUCUGAGGAGUGUUCGUCUGCUCUCAGGCUCCAAGGAGAAAGACCGCAACAUGCGCCGCAUUACCCGCAUGGUCCUGGUGGUGGUGGCGGCCUUUAUCAUCUGCUGGACCCCCAUUCACAUAUUUAUCAUUGUGAAGACCAUGAUAGAAAUUGACAGCAGGAAUCCCUUUGUGAUAGCUAGCUGGCAUCUGUGCAUCGCUUUGGGGUAUACCAACAGUAGCCUCAAUCCUGUCCUCUAUGCAUUUUUAGAUGAAAAUUUUAAGCGAUGCUUCAGGGAUUUCUGCCUCCCCUGUCGUACCCGUGUGGAGCAAAACAGUCUGACCAGAGGCCACAACACCACCAGGGAGCCAGUGUCCAUCUGUGCUCCAACAGAAGCAGGAAAGAAGCCGGCAUGACUAGGCAUGGACCGGGUCCCCCAUUGCUCUCGUUCAAGGAGGAUCCAGCAAGAUCUCCAAUCAGAAGUCACCCAGAUCUCCACAACAGAGUUUUAAGAGAUAUUUUCAAAGGAAGAGUUGACAUAGUCAAAUCUUGUUUUAUUCUCUCUAAUUUGGCUGUCAAACGAGACAUUCAAAUGAAUAAUUAAAGGUAAUGGAAAACAAGUUCCACUUUCUAUUAAAGUUCUUACUGUCCCCCCUCAAAGUGAUGCCUUACAGAGGCACUGAGAGUAGAAUGAUAUUGAUGGCCUAAAAUGUUUUAUCAAGAUAAUGAAACAGUUCAUAAUUUAGGGAUUGAAAGCUGAACUUUCUGAUGACGCAAAAAGGGCAAAGAAAUCCUUGAAGGAGUCUGUCUCAAAAAAUGUCAUUCAUAUGGCAUUUAUCUUGGUACUAUAAUCGAGCAGAGAAUGACUGAUGUACAAAAAAGCCAAAAGUUUAAAACAAUGGCCUUUUCAAAUCUGACUUUGCCAUUUCAUCAGAGACAUCUGAUGUGGAUUAAAAAACUGAAAAGUAAGAAUUUUGCAGAUUAACUCUUUCCAUUUGUACAUUUAACAUCAUCUCAUAAUAAGUGAGCCUUACAGAGGAGAAUCACACAACUCUUGCCCACCGACAGCUGGAUGAUGAAUUACAGUGUAGUUUGUUGCACAAUGGCAGCAACUCUACAUGGAGAAGCAGGGAAUUCUUGUUUGGUAUUCCGUGUGAUUCAACCACCCUUUGGGUAUUUUUUUGUAUUUUUCUUUGUUUUAAAAAGAGACACGUGGUGUGUGCUGAAAGACCAUUUUGGACUCGGUGGAUUUGAAAAAGGUCUGUCAUAACAGAUGUAGAAUCAGAAUGGAGCCCACUCUAUGGGGUUUGUGCUUA
Haplochromis burtoni (Burton's mouthbrooder) is the source of this 2307-nucleotide messenger RNA. RefSeq names its product opioid receptor, delta 1a (gene oprd1a). Gene Ontology annotation, molecular function: neuropeptide binding; G protein-coupled enkephalin receptor activity. The record is from RefSeq and is a predicted model, not a curated record. Gene Ontology annotation, biological process: neuropeptide signaling pathway; G protein-coupled opioid receptor signaling pathway. NCBI's taxonomy places the organism in Eukaryota, Metazoa, Chordata, Actinopteri, Cichliformes, Cichlidae. The transcript has 3 exons. Gene Ontology annotation, cellular component: neuron projection; membrane. The coding region runs from base 271 to 1407 and encodes 378 amino acids.